UUCGGUUCGGUGUUGGUGUAAGUGUCCGCUCCUCCCAGAAAAGAAUGCGAAGCGUUACAGGGCCAAUCGGGGGUCUUGUUUUUAGCGGAUCCAUCCAUUCGUGAUAUUCCCCGCGGUAUCGGCACCACGCCCAGUUGAAUCCGUUUGUCGCGACAAGUACAACGGAUGACAAUUUGGUCUCUUUUAACCAAAAUUACUACUACUUCCCACAAUAUUACCAGAUCACUUUUCACUCAGACUUUUAGCGGACUGUACCUCAACCCAAGUAAAUACUCAGAAUCUCGCCCAAAGAACGCAUUUACCCUCAUCCUGUCACAAAUGACUUGGCAAAGGAUUAUACGCUUCGUGGGCCAGGAUGGCCAGGAGCACUUUGGGGAACCCAUCAUAGAAUCUGCUGGGGAGCUGGUAACCAAGCUAGAAGCCGGCACCCUCACAGCAAGCGAGCUCACCGGAUCUGACCUAUUUGAAGCAGCCCCGACCGGCCAAGUACUCCAAGUCAAGACGCUUCUUGGGCCCCUCAGAUCAUCGGACGUGCCAAUCGUGCGCUGCAUAGGUCUCAACUACAUCAAACACAUUCAAGAAGGUGGCCGCAAACCACCCCCUUACCCUUCAGUCUUCAUCAAGCCCUCCGAGACCAUAACAUCCCACGACUCCGACAUCCCCAUCCCAAAGGUCGUUCACAAGACGGCAGACCAGCUCGACUACGAAGCCGAGCUGUGCAUCGUGAUCGGCAAGACCUGCAAGGACGUACCCGCAUCCUCGGCCCUGGACUACAUCGCCGGCUACACGGCGGGCAACGACGUGUCGGCGCGGUCGUGGCAGCGCGACCCGGCCCUGGCGGGCGGCGUGCCGCAGUGGUGCUUCUCCAAGGGGUUCGACCGCUGGUGUCCGGUCGGGCCCAUGAUCGUGUCGCCCAAGGUUCUGGAUAACGCCCACGGCCUGUCCAUCAAGACCUGGGUCAACGGCGAGCUGAGGCAGGAUUCCGACACUGGUGACCUGCUGUUUGGAGUGCCCGAGAUUGUCGCCUUUGUCAGUCAGGGAACUACGCUUCCCAAGGGCACCGUGAUCAUGACCGGGACGCCGGCGGGGGUUGCCAUGGGGAUGAAGCCGGAGCCCAAGUGGUUGAAGAACGGGGAUGUGGUCUAUGUUGAGAUUGGUGGGAUUGGGAGGCUGUGGAACAAAAUGGUGUACGACGGGAUUAGGCAAUAA
Molecule: messenger RNA, 1209 nt
Organism: Pyricularia grisea
Lineage: Eukaryota; Fungi; Ascomycota; Sordariomycetes; Magnaporthales; Pyriculariaceae
Exons: 2
Coding region: 166-1209 (347 amino acids)
Molecular function (GO): catalytic activity
Source: RefSeq, a predicted model, not a curated record